This is a messenger RNA of Lactuca virosa, 387 nucleotides long. Lineage: Eukaryota; Viridiplantae; Streptophyta; Magnoliopsida; Asterales; Asteraceae. The record is from the annotation of a GenBank genome assembly.
AUGUUAUAUCUCCACGAAAUCAAAUCAAUGACUUUACUUGCCUCAGGAACAAAGGGGAAGCAGAAAACACCGACUCCACCACACCGGUUAAUUUCGAGUGUUAAGGUUCCUGUGACUUUUCUUGAGCGACCAAAGGAGGAUUUCACUAAGAAAUAUGGAGGUGGGAAAGUUGCUACAACUGUUGGUAACAGUCUUAACAAAGAAUUGGAGGUCAAGGAUGUGAUGAUGGAGAACAUUGAGAAGGUUCUUCAUCGUGGAGAAAAGAUUGAACUUCUGAUGGAUAAAUCAGAGAACCUUCACUCUCAGGCCUUACCUUUGGCUUUAGCUAAGCUUUAUUUAUGUUUGGAAGACAUCAAUAACAAAAUAAGCACACCUCUGUUCUAUUGA